AUGCAAAAUUUAUCAUCGGCAUCAGCAGAAACAACUCGAAUUGAAGUGGAUGUAUCGGAGUUCUCUCGUGGUGAGAUUGCUGUUAAACUUCGACGUGAUAACACCCUACUUGUACACGCUCUACAUCUCGAUCAAUUUGCCGCAGACAACUUUUUUCGAAAAGAAUUAGUGAAAACAUUUCCUUUACCUGCCGGUGCUGAUGCUGAUAAAAUCCGUUCUGUUAUACGAAACACAGGUGUUUUAACAAUCGACAUACCCAUGCUACGCGAUAACGAUGCUAUACGACGUUCACAUGAAGAAUUAUUAAAAACAAUUGAUCAGCCAACGAAAGCAACUACAAACGAUUACAAUCGUUCGGCAUCGCAUGCCGAUGUUAUUAGUUCAAAUUACCAAUCGGCAAGAGCACGACCGUCGACAGUUCCCAAACGAACAAGUAGUCUAGGCGAUAUCGAAUAUCGUCAAAAUGCUAAGUAUUCGACAACACCAUUCAAUAUGGCCGACUUUCUACAAUCACAAUUUCGACCAACAUUUGCACCCAACGGCAAAAAAUUAAUCCUCAAAGUUGAUACACGUGGAUAUGAACCUGAUGAAUUAUCUGUACGUCUACUCGAUAAUAAUCUCUUGGUACAAGGCAAAAAGAAACAUUCACCAGGAAGUAAAAAACACGAAAGCAAACAAUUUAGUCAAAGUAUUCGUUUACCAGACGGAAUCGAUAAAUUUAAUGUGACAUCACAAGUCAUGGAUGAUGGUGUACUUGUCAUUAAUGCACCGUUAUUCGAUUCCGCGGUAAAUCGAUAA
Adineta ricciae is the source of this 798-nucleotide messenger RNA. The record is from the annotation of a GenBank genome assembly. NCBI's taxonomy places the organism in Eukaryota, Metazoa, Rotifera, Eurotatoria, Adinetida, Adinetidae.